CGCUGACUCGAUCGACGGUGACCACAGACCAGCAUUGCCCUCCCGACGCCAUGGAGGCCACUUCUUCCGCUGUCGCUCGGCUCCGUCAGCGGCUCACCGUCGCGCGCAAGCGCGUCGGCUGCGCCCGCGCUGCCGGCGGCCCCUUCAAGCCCAUCGCCCAGGGCUUCAUCAACUUCUUUGAGUCGAUGUUCGCCUCCGUCGCCAUGGCGAAUGCCGACGUGAUUGGAACCUUCGCCCACUUCGACAUGCUGGGCAACGAGGAGGAAGAGUACGAGGUGGCCAUCACUGUCAAGGCCACUCCGACCGCCGCCGUUCCCGCGAAUGAUAUCGCGAUUGAGAGCAGCACCGCUGAGGCGGCGGAUCCCACCGAGCAGACGGUUGGUGACGAGGUUCCGGUUGCGGAGAAUCCUGCCGUCCCUGCUGAGCUCACUCCUCCCCAGCAGGAGACCGAGACCCCCACAUGCGGCGCCGAGGUCGCCGAAGUUGCUGAGAAUAUCUCUGUGGUGGACACCACCACCGUUCCUGCUGCGACCGAUGAGCCCGUCGCCGAAGUUACCGCCGCCGAGACUGAGGUCGAGGAUGCACCUGCUGUGGAGUCGGCGUCGGUCGCUGCUGAGGGCCAAGACUCAAUGUCCGAGGCUCUUGUUACCGAGUCUGCCCUGGCCACCGACGACAUUUCGGUUGCCGAAGAGAUGGCCGAGUUCCCGAUCGAGGCUCCUGCCAUCGAAACCAUUUCCACGUCUGCUGUUCACGACGAGAACUGCACCACGCCCACUUGCCAGGAUGAAGAGCCGGUGCACCAGCUCACUGAGAACGCACCCGAUGAUGACAUCGUCGCAGAGCAACAGAACGAUGUGAAGGACUGUGACGAGACUGUCGAGGAUCUCGUUAAAGAGACUGAGGCUGCUCCAGAGAGCAGCGGUCCUGAGGAGCCCGCCCAGAACACUGAAGAGACCGGGGGCAACAUGGAUGCUAAGCAUGGCUCCGAAGACGACACGAUCCCCCCGCAAGAUGCCGUCCCUGCGCUUGAGCAGGCCUCCGAAGAGAGCUCUGACGAGGAGGACAUCGCUGGCGAGAUCAUCUCGGAAGCUGACACCAUUGACAAGGCCAACAACAAUGCGCCGGCCACCUCCGCCGACCUUGCCGUGCCCAAGUGGCCUCUCAUCUUUGAGGACGACUUCGAUGCCGCGGCGUCCUCAGUUUUUGAUCACCAGUUCACGCGGCUGAUGGACAUCGACUAUAGCUGGUCCAUCCCUCAUAUUGGCGAGAGGAUCAAGACCAAGCGCGAAACUGAGCGCGAGCUUGUGCGCCAGACGCUGACCAGCUGGCUCCCGACACGGGCCAUCAACCUCCAGGAUUUGCUGCUGGAGCAGGCCGCCCGCGGGCCUUCUACUAACCCCACCACCAAAGGAGCCACUCCCGCGGAGAAGGACGCGACUCCUGCGGACUUCGUGGCGACCAAGAAGGAGGCCGACACCCGCCCCACAUCCGAAGAUACCGGCGCCACUGUCGACCUUGCCGACGCCAUCCCCGCCGGCCGUAGCCACUCCCGGAGCCCAUCUUCGAGCAGCUCCGAGUCUCAGCUUACUUCCGGCUCCGCUUCUGAGAACGAAGCGUGCCCUGGAACGCCGGUGACCGACUACUGCUCGACUCCCACUAAGGAGGGUGACUCGGCUGCCAUCGCUCAGCCCGCUCCUGAUGCCGAUCUCGAUGCGAACCCUGACGACGCCAAAGAGGAUGCGGCCGCGAACUAGGAAAUCGUGGCCACAUAUCCCGUACCCGGCAAGGAGCUGCGCGACUUCGAGGUCGAGUACGCGGUGCUCACCAACGGCGAAGUCUGGUACCACUACCCCGGCACCGGCGAAUUCAUUCCCUUGACGCCGGAA
Messenger RNA from Thermothielavioides terrestris NRRL 8126, 1886 nucleotides. RefSeq lists its product as uncharacterized. The transcript has a single exon. The record is from RefSeq and is a predicted model, not a curated record. NCBI's taxonomy places the organism in Eukaryota, Fungi, Ascomycota, Sordariomycetes, Sordariales, Chaetomiaceae. Bases 51 to 1754 code for a protein of 567 amino acids.